GCCUGUGGCUCUUUUCCUGCUGUACUGCUUCACUGACAAAGUAGAUAAGGUACACAUUAAGAUUGUAUAAAAUGUGUGAUGUUGUUCACAUAAAAUGUUGCACCAAAUAGCAUUAACAUCAAAACAAAAUAUGACAUUAAAAGUGACUGUGAGCAUGUUCCAGUUUGUUUUAAGUUUUGUGCGCCCUGUGGAAAAGUAUGGAGUGUGAAGUCUCUUUUAGAGGACUGAUGAUCUGGAUUUGUUGAUCCCCAAGAGUCUGUAUCUGGAUCAGGAUGAUCAAAUCCAUGAUUGAUCUAAAAAAGGGAUUAAAAAUGAGCUGGAUCACAUGACCCGACAUAGAAAGAACCAAAUCUGGAUCAUUCUUAUCCACAUUAAAUCUUUUAAACCAACAGGCCCUCCAGAUAAGACAAAGAUACAACAACAGCUUGAGGGCCAUGUUGCUCGUUUGUUAGAGCAUGUACCAUUUAAAGCAUGAGUCCUUAUCUCAGUGGACCAGGUUCAGUUCUAACCUGGGUCCUUUAGUGGGUGACGUUCUCUCGCUUCCUCAUCUUAACUGUCCAUCUUUAGUUGAUGCUACCAAAAAAGGGUAAAAAAUGUAAAAAAAAAAAACAGAGGAGGAGUCAAACACUAACUUCCUCAUUCUCACUACAAGAAGAAAGGAAUAAAUCUUUUGUGGUUUUUGUGUUUUAGCAGCGAGGUGACUGGUUUGUUGCAGUUCUGCUGAAAUUUAAAAAUCGUCUUUUUUCUACAUUUUCUCUGUUUAAGCUCCUGGAGGUUUGUUUGGUGAUGGGUGUUACUGCAGUCCUGUCAGUGAACAUGGUAACAGCCAUCAUGUUACUGACUGUCUUCUCUCUUUCAGAAGCGUGGGAUGAAUGUCGGACUUAUUGGUCAGCGCUCUUCAUCACUACACCAAAGAAGAUGGAAGCACUGAGUGGAACUUGUCUGAAAAUCCCAUGUAGCUUUAGUGUUAAAGAAGAAAAAGAGUUUGACAACACAACAGAAACAUUUGGAAUAUGGUAUAAAGAAGACAGAGACCUACAUCCAAAGAAUGUGGUUUUUAACAGUAGUGGCACAGUGAACAAAUUUCAAAUGAACAUAACUGGAAACUUGAGAAUGAAAAACUGCACCACUCUGAUUUACAACAUGAAGACGACAUAUGAAGGCGUAUACUACUUCAGAAUCGAGAACUGGCCUUUCAUGGCAAAUGCUCGUUGUGAUCCUCUUCAAAUAAAAGUCAAAGAUUCUCCUCCGAGCCCCAAACUAAUCAUCUCAGGAGAUCUGAAGGAGAAGGAGUCUGUCACUAUAACCUGCUCAGCUUCCACUCCCUGUCCACUCUCCCCUCCUAAACUCACCUGGAAUCUCAAACAAGACUCUCUCAACAACAUGGAGGAAAACCCAGAUAAAACCUUCAUGACUAAAAUCCAGGAGCAGAUCACUCUGACGGACAAACAUGAUGGAUACAACAUCACCUGUUCUGCCACAUAUCCUGUGAAUGAAGGAAAAGAAGUCAAGACAGCAGAGGAGAAAAAGACUCUCAGAGUUUCAUAUUCUCCUAAAAACACCUCAGCGUCCAUCAGUCCAUCAGGUUUGGUGUCAGCAGGUAUUCAUGUGAACCUGACCUGCUCCAGCAGAGCCAAUCCUCCUGUCAGCAGCUUCACCUGGUUCAAGAUCAGCAGAGAUGGACCCAUGAUCGUAUCUGAAGGAGAGUUUUACAGCUUUAAUGCCACAGAGGGAGGAGUUUAUUACUGUGUGGCCAGGAAUGAUCUCAGUAAUCAGACAUCACCACAGAUCCAUCUGAGUGUUGCAGAAAAUCUGAUUUCCGAUCUGUUUGGGGUUGAUGUCCACAUUACAUUGAAGAUCCUGGGAAUCGUGCUGCUCUGCAGUUCAGUCAUCAUCUUUGAGUGCUGGUUAAAGUCAAGAUGCUUCAACAAACAGGUGAAGGUGAUGGGUGUUACUGCAGUCCUGUCAGUGAACAUGGUAACAGCCAUCAUGUUACUGACUGUCUUCUCUCUUUCAGAAAAUCUGAUUUCCGAUCUAUUUGGGGUUGAUGUCCACAUUACAUUGAAGAUCCUGGGAAUCGUGCUGCUCUACAAUUCAGUCAUCAUCUUUGAGUGCUGGUUAAAGUCAAGAUGCUUCAACAAACAGGUGAAGGUGAUGGGUGUUACUGCAGUCCUGUCAGUGAACAUGGUAACAGCCAUCAUGUUACUGACUGUCUUCUCUCUUUCAGAAGCGUCGGAUGAAUGUCGGACUUAUUGGUCAGCGCUCUUCAUCACUACACCAAAGAAGAUGGAAGCACUGAGUGGAACUUGUCUGAAAAUCCCAUGUAGCUUUAGUGUUAAAGAAGAAAAAGAGUUUGACAACACAAGAGAAACAUUUGGAAUAUGGUAUAAAGAAGACAAAGAGACCAUACCAAAGAAUGUGGUUUUUAACAGUAGUGGCACAGUGAACAAAUUUCAAAUGAAGAUAACUGGAAACUUGAGAAUGAAAAACUGCACCACUCUGAUUUACAACAUGAAGACGACAUAUGAAGGCGUAUACUACUUCAGAAUCAUGAACUGGCCUUUCAUGGCAAAUGCUCGUUGUGAUCCUCUUCAAAUAAAAGUCAAAGAUUCUCCUCCGAGCCCCAAACUAAUCAUCUCAGGAGAUCUGAAGGAGAAGGAGUCUGUCACUAUAACCUGCUCAGCUUCCACUCCCUGUCCACUCUCCCCUCCUAAACUCACCUGGAAUCUCAAACAAGACUCUCUCAACAACAUGGAGGAAAACCCAGCUAAAACCUUCACGACUAAAAUCCAGGAGCAGAUCACUCUGACGGACAAACAUGAUGGAUACAACAUCACCUGUUCUGCCACAUAUCCUGUGAAUGAAGGAAAAGAAGUCAAGACAGCAGAGGAGACACAGACUCUCAGAGUUUCAUAUUCUCCUAAAAACACCUCAGCGUCCAUCAGUCCAUCAGGUUUGGUGUCAGCAGGUAUUCAUGUGAACCUGACCUGCUCCAGCAGAGCCAAUCCUCCUGUCAGCAGCUUCACCUGGUUCAAGAUCAGCAGAGAUGGACCCAUGAUCGUAUCUGAAGGAGAGUUUUACAGCUUUAAUGCCACAGAGGGAGGAGUUUAUUACUGUGUGGCCAUUAAUGAUCUCAGUAAUCAGACAUCACCACAGAUCCAUCUGAGUGUUGCAGAAAAUCUGAUUUCCGAUCUGUUUGGGGUUGAUGUCCACAUUACAUUGAAGAUCCUGGGAAUCGUGCUGCUCUGCAGUUCAGUCAUCAUCUUUGAGUGCUGGUUAAAGUCAAGAUGCUUCAACAAACAGGUGAAGGACGCAGAAGAAGCAGACUAUGUCAACAGAGUGGUUAUGAUUCAAGCUUCAUGAAGGAGAAGAGGAUGACUUCAUGUUCAUCUUAAAUGCAAUAUCUCUAUUUCUCUUUUCUGUAUUAAAUGUUUUUUCUUUGCAGCAGGUUAGUGAUGAACAAAGGAUGGGAUACGACAGGAAGGAUGUUUUUGUUCAAAGGCAGAUAACAUAAAAAUACUGUAAUGUACUGCAGCCAAAUCAUUACACUGUGAAGCACUGUGCUGGUCUAUGGUAUUGUUGUUGUAAUUAUUUUUUAUAUUAGCUUCUUUUUUAAUAAUACAUUUCAUUUCAACGCACUCCAUGUCAAUUUACAAAGCAGAGAUAAAAACAACAGAGUAACAAUACAUCCAUCAAAUUAACAUUAAAAAGACAAAUUUACAGAGUAUGAAAUCUUUGUGAGAUAGGAUAGAAAAUGCCGGUUUUGAGAUGAGAUUUAAAAAUAGA
Molecule: messenger RNA, 3786 nt
Organism: Labrus bergylta (ballan wrasse)
Lineage: Eukaryota; Metazoa; Chordata; Actinopteri; Labriformes; Labridae
Source: RefSeq, a predicted model, not a curated record